Trichomycterus rosablanca is the source of this 5062-nucleotide messenger RNA. RefSeq names its product par-3 family cell polarity regulator alpha, b (gene pard3ab). The record is from RefSeq and is a predicted model, not a curated record. Gene Ontology annotation, molecular function: phosphatidylinositol binding; protein binding. Gene Ontology annotation, cellular component: apical junction complex; cell cortex; apical plasma membrane. The transcript is spliced from 25 exons. The coding region runs from base 191 to 4228 and encodes 1345 amino acids. Gene Ontology annotation, biological process: establishment or maintenance of epithelial cell apical/basal polarity; establishment of cell polarity; cell adhesion. NCBI's taxonomy places the organism in Eukaryota, Metazoa, Chordata, Actinopteri, Siluriformes, Trichomycteridae.
AAACGCCACGAUGGAAACACGGACUCUUCAGUAGGGAUCAUCGUUGCCAUUUAAACCUGAUUUCAAGAUUGACACAGAAUUACAUUUGUGAGCUUAAUGUGCCGCACUCCGGAACACAGUAUCAGGAAUUUUCUGGCCCUGAAUUUCCUCCCUCUUGGAUUCAGGACGGACUAGGAGAGGAAGAAAAAGUAUGAAAGUGACGGUGUGUUUUGGAAGGACUCGGGUUGUUGUUCCUUGCGGAGAUGGAAAUAUUAAAGUCCACGCACUUAUCCAGCAAGCCACCAUGAGAUAUCGGAAAGCCAUCGCCAAGGAUGCAGGCUACUGGGUGCAGGUGCACAGGCUGGAACACGGUGAUGGAGGGAUUCUGGAUCUGGAUGACGUCCUGAGUGACGUCGCAGACGAUAAAGACCGGUUGGUGGCAGUGUACGAGGAGCAGGAGCCUCACGUUGGAGGAGGCGAUGGGACAAGCGCAAGCUCUACAGGUACUCAGUCUCCUGAUCUUUUCUCUGGGGAGGUGUCCACCUCAACUCCCAUCUCCUCCUUCCAGCCCUUCAGCACGUACCAGCCCAACAGCGAGAUCGAGGUCACGCCUUCAGCGCUCCGCACGAAUAUGCCUUUGCACGUAAGGCGUAGUAGCGAUCCUGCGUUAAUAAGCUUGACUUCGCUGUCUAUCUCGGACCUGAACCCUCAGCCUGAAGAGCCCUCGAGGAAGAAUCCGACACGCUGGUCGAGCACAGCUGGAUUUAUCAAACCGCGCUAUUCCACCGACACCAGUAGCCUCGAGAGGAAGGGUCCAGGUUUGGACACGUACCGAAGUCUUCCUCGCGAUGCGGGUCACCGGAGCAAUCAGAGAGAGUUCCAGCGGGAGACCAACCGAUCCUCCUUGAGCGCCAAUCACCCCAUGGUGGACCGCUGGCUCGAGCGACAGGAACAGGAGGAGGCACAGGAGGAGGACGGAAACGCGCGGAUCGACCUGGUCGGCCGAGACGAUACGAGUUUAGAGCACUCAGGAGUGAGCUCACUAGAUGAUAUAGUUAAGCUUGUCGAGGUGUCUAAUGAUGGAGGACCGUUGGGUAUCCACGUCGUGCCUUUUACUGGCCAUGACUGCAGGAUGUUGGGUCUGUUGGUCAAGCGGUUGGAGAGUGGAGGGAAGGCCCAGCAGCAGGAUUUGUUUCAGGAGAACGACUGCAUUAUUCGUAUUAACAAUCGGGACCUGUGCAACGUCCGAUUCGAACAAGCCCAGAACAUGUUCCGUCAGGCCAUGCGAUCUCCGCUCAUCCACUUCCACGUGGUACCGUCAUCCCUCAGACCGGAAUACGAGCGGAUCUCUCACGCCGAGCAAAACCCCACCCUCAGCCCCGCUCUCACUCCUACCGGCAUGGGCCGCUACAGUCCCGUCUCCCUUUCUAGCACCUCGGACAUGGAUCCGUCACCUCAGCGGACGCCCCAGCGCAGGCCUCACCCACGAAACGAGCUGGUACAGAACCCUGUUAACUUGAUCAACAAACCACCGUCGGGGCACGCCUCUUCUCCGCAGAGGGCGGUGAGCUCCGGCCCGGCUCCGGGAUUCAGCAAAAGGGUGGAGCGAAGACUCGGAAUCCAGCUGAAAAAAGGUCCAGAAGGUCUUGGCUUCAGCAUCACAUCACGUGACGUUCCCCUGGGUGGUUCGGCCCCCAUCUACGUGAAGAACAUCCUGCCGACUGGAGCGGCCAUCAAAGACGGACGACUGAAGGCCGGAGACAGACUGGUGGAGGUGAACGGAGUAGACCUGAGUGGGUGUGGUCAGGAGGAGGUGGUGUCUCUGUUGAGGAACACGCCCAUGGGCGGAGCUGUAAACCUGAUAGUCCUUAGACGGGAAGAGACCUUUCUGCCUAGAGAAUUGAACACAGAGCCCACAGCGCAAAGAGUGAGGGACUCGGUGGAGGAAGAGAUGGUCCUGACCCCUGAUGGUACCCGUGAGUUCCUGACGCUAGAGGUGCCCCUGAACGACUCCGGUUCGGCUGGUUUGGGGGUCAGCGUGAAGGGCAACCGAUCGAAAGAAAACCACGCCGACCUUGGAAUCUUUGUCAAGUCCAUCAUUAAUGGUGGAGCUGCCUGCAAGGACGGGAGGCUACGAGUGAACGAUCAGCUCAUCGCCGUCAACGGCGAGUCGCUGAUCGAAAAGACCAAUCACGACGCCAUGGAAACGCUGCGCAAGUCCAUGUCGACAGAGGGCAACAAGCGAGGGAUGAUCCAGCUGAUUGUGGCCAGACAUGUAAACAAACGCGAGAGCGGGACGCCAAGCAGUCCUAGUGGGCGUGAGCACAACCUGAGUCCAUCUCUGGAUGAUCGAGAGCGGCGGAUCUCGCACACGCUGUACGGAAACCUGGACGAUCUCAACGACAACCUGAAACCUCGGAAAAACGUCAACAACAGAAUUCCAGGCCACUGUCAGCUUUCACCUACGGUCAACAUGCCCCAGGAUGACACGGUCCUGAUCGAAGACGACAGGCUGACCGUCCUUCCCGCCCACCUGUCCGACCAAUCGUCUUCUAGUUCCCGCGAUGACAUGCCGUUCGCCGCGGAGACGCAACCUCCCUGGGUGCAGGAUGUACCCUCGCCGAAUGAGAGUUCCCCGAGCAUAGCUGGUGAGAACGAUGAAGGACUCUUCCACAGAGAAGGCUUCGGAAGACAGAGCAUGUCCGAAAAACGCGCAAAACAGUUCGGAGACGUCAGUCAUCUCGACAUCAUCAAAACGCGCAAGUCCAAGAGCAUGGACCUGGUGGCUGAUGAGAUUAACCCCACCUCUCGCAUUGAGGAAAACGCAGGCAACUCCACACGUGAUGUCGGUCCCUCUCUGGGCCUAAAGAAGUCCAGCUCCCUGGAGAGCCUUCAGACGGCCGUGGCCGAGGCCACGUUGAACGGCGACGUCCCGUUCCACAGACCACGGCUCCGUAUCGUACGGGGGCGUGGCUGUAACGAAAGCUUCCGGGCUGCAAUCGACAGAUCAUACGACAAGCCAUCAUUGUCCAUCGAGGACGAUGGAGAGCCCAUGGAUCCACUUGAAGAAGACACUGAAGAAAGCUCUCAGUCCGGCCGGGACUCCGUCUCCACCGUCGCCGACCUCACGCCUCUACCCACGACCCAGCGGCAGCUCACCAACGGCAGCCAGCUGGCGAACGACAAGAAGAAAGAGAAGGCAGGGAAGGAAAAGAAGAAGGCAGAGGAGAAGGACAAGAGUAAAGGAAAGAAGGGAAUGCUGAAGGGGCUUGGAGAGAUGUUCAGGUUUGGAAAGAACCGCAAGGAUGUCGUGGAGAACAAGGGCAGUAAGUUGAGGGCGGAUGAGACGCAGCCUACGGAGGAAGAGACGCACAGGAUGAGACAGGAACAAGAGAGGAUCCAGGCUAAAAAGCGAGAGCUGCGAGAGCGCCAGGCUCGGGAAAGGGAGUACGUCGAGAUCCAGGACUUCGGCGAAGAGCACUCGCUCUCCAGCAUCACUUCGCUUCAAGCCAGCAUGCAGCGCGGAACCUACCACGGCUACCGAACGCCCCCGGACUCGCCCUACUCUCAACCCCGCAACGGUCAGACUUCAACAGACAGGCUAGCACCGAGCAACCAUGACCGGAUACAGCGCCUACGUCACGAGUUCCACCAGGCCAGACAGGAAGACGAGGAGCCUGACGAGCGCCACCGCUCGUACAGUCUUGAGCAGCCUUGGACCAGCGGUGGCACGCAGUCCCAGUCCGGGCGCCACUCGGUGUCGGUUGAGGUACAGAUGCAGAGACAGAGACAGGAUGAGCGAGACAGCUUCAAACAAGCACAAAGGCAAUACAGCUCACUUCCUCGUCACCCCCGAAAGACCCCCAGCGGCGUGUGCGAGGACCCCUGGCAGAAGAUGCACCCCUCCAGAGACGCCUUCCAGUCAGGUAAAGAGAGCGGCCGCUACUCCAGCUAUCAGGGCUCGCGCUCCGCCCCACGUCCCACCUGGAGAAACGGACUCCCCACCUCCCCGGUGGCCGGCACCUACAACGCCCGGGUGCUGUUAGAGGCCCAGGAGCUUCUCCGGCAGGAGCAGAGGCGGCGUGAGCAGGAGGUUAAGGGUAAGGGGGUGUCUUUAAGGGAGGACUACGAUUCACAGGAUUCCAAGGGGCCGUACAGACAGGACAUCCCUCCGUCUCAGUCACAGCUCGCCCAGCUCGGUACGCAUCGCGUGUAUUUGGCGGAAAAGGCGCGGCUUUUUCACUCAUGAGAAUUAGUGCCCUCCUGUACGAAGAACAUGGUACCAAGUGACCCAGACGCUCGCGUACGUAAUCCGACGGUUCUUUGUGUGUCCACCCGCCAACCCACAACAGAGUGCCUUCCGGUUCUGACAUCAUUGUAGUUCCGCUUCAGUCCAGUCUUUGAGCCUUCUAAUCAAUCCAGACUAAACAGAUCUUUUGAAUGCGCUACUUCCAAUCACUCCUACAUUGUACAGCGACCAUCAGUAUUUUUUAAUGUACAACCCCAAGUCAGAAAAAGUUGGGACAGCAUGGAAAAUUCAAAUAACCAAAAAAACACAGUUUCUUACAUUUACUUUGACUUUUAUUUCAUUGCAGACAGGAUGAACCUGAGACAGGUCUGCAACACAUUCCAAAAAAAAAGUUGGGACAGUAAAGCAUUUACCACUUUGUAAUGUUGCCAUUCCUUUUCACCACACUUAAAAGACAUUUCGGGACCGAGGAUACCAAGUGAUUUAGUGUUUCAGCUUUUAUUCUGUCCCAUUCCUCCUGCCAACACGUCUUAAGAUGUGCAACAGUACGGGGACAGAUCAGGACUGCAGGCAGGCCAGUCCAGCAUUCAUCUGACCACAAUACACGUUUCCAGUGUGUGAUGGUCCAUCCUAGAUGCCUCCGAGCCUAGAGAAGUUGACGCCGCUUCAAAGACUCAGCCUUUCCUGGACCUGUUGACAUCACCUUUUUGGAAUCACAUCAUUAUGUAGUUUUUUUUACCUCAUUACUAGCCCUAAAUUGCCCUGUCCCAACUUUUUUUGGAAUGUGUAGCAGGCCUGAAAUGCAGGAAUGGAUGUAUAUUAACAACUGAAAUG